AUGUACUUGUCCACUCUCACAGCUCUCGCUAUCACCACACUCAGCUUUGUAACUUCUUCGCCUAUCCAGAAGAGAUAUUCUGCCGCCAAGAUUCAGUCUGUCCAAGACGGUCUUUGCCUUGCUCCCUUCACUACCUGGACUAACGGUACUGUUGUAGGUACUACGGGAUGUGAUCAAGCUGCUACUUGGGAUAUCAAUCCUGGAAGUGGUAGUAUCAUUCUGCAUGGGACUACCUGGGCGUUACAGGCUCAAGGUGGAGGUAGCACCAAUAACGCUGCUGUAGUCUUGUGGAAGAGUUCUCCUGGAGUCUUCGCUCAAACCUGGUAUCUAACUGGUGAUAACCGAAUUGCCAUUACCAACGGUGUCCAAUGCUUGGAUGAAGGUUCCACUGGUCCACAGACUUACCAAUGCACUGAUUUCAAUACCAAUCAAGCUUGGAACAUCGUCCCGGCUACUGGUACUCCUCCUCCCAAUCACACUAUCGGUCGAGUCGCUGAAAGAGGAGCUCAACCUACCGCUGCUUAG
Molecule: messenger RNA, 525 nt
Organism: Kwoniella shivajii
Lineage: Eukaryota; Fungi; Basidiomycota; Tremellomycetes; Tremellales; Cryptococcaceae
Exons: 4
Coding region: 1-525 (174 amino acids)
Source: RefSeq, a predicted model, not a curated record